UUUUUCGCUUCGAAAGCUCGGUUGAAAACCUCGCGAGGGGUCGUGUGGCCAACCUGCGGCUCGACAGCGAAGUAGGUAAAGCAAACAGGCAUAGAGGACAGUACAGGACAGGACUGGAUAGGACAAGACGGUAAACGAAACGAACGUCACAGUCACGUCGCGUGAAGAAUGACAUUAAAAAUUUAUAGCCUCGGUAUUGUCAAACGAAAAUAACACGAGUGCAUCAUUUUAAAUUGCGUAACACUGUUGAUGGGUUAAUCGAGUAAAUAAAAGGAGAGAAAUAUGGAUGUGGACAACGAAUUCGAUCAAAAUUUGCUUCAACAGUUCAGCUGUCUGGGUACGACGGACAAAGAUGACCUGGUGAAACAGCUUCAGAGGUUAUUGGCUGGUAGCCACCUCAACGAAGCAACGGCAGCCUUUUUCUUGGAUAUGAAUAAUUGGAAUCUUCAAGCAGCAAUAUGUAGCUACUUUGAUUUUGAAUCCUCAUUCAAACUACCUUCAAUGGGUUUGAUAUGCGACUCUACCAUUGGCGAGGGUGAAUCCGUCCCUCCUAAUACAAAGUUUCGCAAAUCUUGGCAAGUGCAAAAUACAGGAACUGAAGCUUGGCCUGAAGGAGUUUGUCUACAGCAUACAGGCGGAGUCAAAAUGGGAGAUUCCAGCCCUGUCGCUGUUCCUUGCGUAGCACCAAAGACUACACUCGAGCUGAGCGUGGAAUUAGUGAGUCCGGCACAACCUGGAGUUUACCAAAGCAAAUGGAGAAUGGCAACGCCAACCGGCUCCUACUUUGGUGAUGUAAUUUGGGUCAUAAUAACUGUGUGCGAAGGAGGCACAUUGGCAGUCACUCAACAGUUACACCAAUUAAGUACUUCGCAGGCCAAUGACGUCCAAAUGUGCUAGCCUUUGUUCUCUUGUCUGCAAUGCUUGAAUUGUUGAUGAGAAACGAAAAUGUCCAGAAAUAUCAUCUGUUUAAUUUGCUCAUAUGGCUAUGGAAUUUUUAUUACGGUUUAUCACACAUUUGUCCUCAAGUUUUGACCUUAUUUAAACUGCGAUCUGUCAGUCUCCAAACUUGUAAUUCCAUCUCAAGGUAUCAAUUUUAAUUUCACCGAGGGGAUUGUCACUAAUUUUCACAAGCGUGAUCAAUCUAUGUUUCUAAAUUCCUGUCUUUAAUAAUGUAAGGGCUAAUCAAAUUCGUACACUUGGUUACUGUUCAAUGAAACCUGUAAUUUUGAAAACUUGAGAUUCGUUAUACUUACAGUAUGUUCGCAUGUGCUUCGGUUUUUUAAAGGUGUAUCUCUUCUUCAAGAUAAUUCAAAGUAAUUGUAAAAUGUAAUUAUGAAAUGAGAUUUGUAUACUUGAGUGAUUUUCACUAAGUCUUAAUACAUAUUAAGAAAUGAGUUUAUUAAAUAUAUAAUUUUUAUUAAGAAAUAAAAUAUACAUGAAA
Messenger RNA from Diprion similis, 1441 nucleotides. RefSeq names its product protein ILRUN. The transcript is spliced from 3 exons. Gene Ontology annotation, cellular component: phagophore assembly site. The record is from RefSeq and is a predicted model, not a curated record. Gene Ontology annotation, biological process: macroautophagy. The coding region runs from base 283 to 897 and encodes 204 amino acids. Gene Ontology annotation, molecular function: ubiquitin binding. NCBI's taxonomy places the organism in Eukaryota, Metazoa, Arthropoda, Insecta, Hymenoptera, Diprionidae.